CUGAGAAGGGCCUGGGCUUGGAGGGUAGCAGGAACUAAAGUCUUUAUGGCCUUCCCACUGGAGACCAGCCGCCUGGAAGGCAGAUGGGAGCCUCUUUUUCCUGCAAUACAGUGGAUACAGUUUGCUGUGGCUACUCUGAGUGUUAUAGGCUCCAGUUCACUUCUCACCUACAUCGCGUUCCAGAGCCCACAGAAGUCUGCAGAGAUAAAGCCACUCUUGUAUCUGAGCUUCUCUGACCUGCUCCUGGGAAUUUGCUGGCUCAUAAAGGCACUUCUGUAUGGAACUGCAGCAGCCCACAAGGACAGCAUCUGCUAUAACCUACAGACCGCGGGGGAGAUUUUCUACCUUGCCUCACUCCUCUACACCGUCAGCUACAUCUGGUGUCUGUACACGGAGCUGAGGAGGAAGAGCGGCCAGAGUGAGCGGAGCACUGUUGCCCAGGUGACAGAUUAUGUUUGCCAAGGUGGUCACAUAUUGUUCCUUUUGUCAAGCCUGAUACCUCCGCUGCUGAUGACGCCUGUGUUCCUUUUGGGCAAUGUCAAUGAAUGUUUCCACAACUUCAGUGAGAGCCACAGGUGUAUCCUAAUGCACUCACCGCCAUCAGCCACGCUUGAGCCCCUGCCUUCUACCAAUACAUCUGUCUGCAGCACGCUCUAUUUUUAUGGUGUCACCAUUUUCCUGGCCAGCUUCUUCUUCAGCUUCCUCACCAUCAUGGUCUUACUCGUCCAUGCCCAGACGUUAUAUAAGAAGUUUGUGAAGUCGACGGGCCCUCUGGAGAGUGAGCAGUGGGCAGUGAUUCACACUGUGGGCCAGCGAGUGCGUUUCUUCCCAGUGGCCUUUGUGUGCUGCUGGGGUCCAGCUGUCACCCUGCUGAUCAUGAAGCUGACGGAGCCUCAGGAAACUUCCCUGCACAUGGCCCUCUCUGUGCUCCAGGCUCUCACAGCAGCAUCCCAGGGGCUGCUCAACUGUGGCAUUUAUGGCUGGACACAGUGCAAGUUCCAGCAGAUAAAGCGUGAGCCUCGCCGUGACGCAGACACUCAGACCCCACUGCUGUGCUCACAGAAGAGAAUUUAUAGCAGAAGCCCAAACCUACUGGAGUCUCCUCUUGCCCUUGCUUCCAGUUCCUCCACCGUUCUUUGAGACCCUAGAACGGGAAUGUCAGGGAGUGAAUGUUUCACAUGAGUGGACUCUCCUCUGGCCAUACCCGAGACUGAAGAGCUGAAAGGAAAUGUGGGCUCAUGGUCAGUAGCAAUUCUGGGUGAAUUCAGAAGCAGCUCUCUAACUGCUCCUUCAGAGAGAUACAGCCGCUUUCCAUCUAAGAGACUCAUUGCUUUGACAAGUACUAGAUCUCCUGAAGAAAAAAUAAAUUUCAGGUUCAUAUGUAUGUGUGUCAUUUGCAAGCUCUCUGCUCCACAAUGGCAAGAGAGGUAGGAAACCAUGCAGCAACUUGUAGUUGUGUGGCUGCACCUAUUGCAGUAAGGUGGCGUGGAGGCCUGAGGCUGCCCACACAGCCAGAUCUUGUCACAGACCUCAUUCUUACUGGUUUAGUGCUUUUCAACUACUUUAAUAGAACUG
Molecule: messenger RNA, 1575 nt
Organism: Mus caroli (Ryukyu mouse)
Lineage: Eukaryota; Metazoa; Chordata; Mammalia; Rodentia; Muridae
Gene: Tmem116
Product: transmembrane protein 116
Biological process (GO): adenylate cyclase-activating G protein-coupled receptor signaling pathway
Cellular component (GO): plasma membrane
Molecular function (GO): G protein-coupled receptor activity
Source: RefSeq, a predicted model, not a curated record